AGAUUACACUGACUUCUAUUCUUCGCGCCAACAUGCCACAAACGUUGGGAUCAUGUUUAGGGGGAAGGAGAACGCUUUGAUGCCUAACUGGCUGCACUUACCCGUCGGUUAUCACGGCCGGGCAUCGUCCGUUGUGGUGUCUGGGACGCCCAUCCGGAGACCUGUGGGGCAAAUGAGACCUGACAAUGAUAAACCUCCAGUGUUUGGCGCUUGUAAGCGUCUGGAUAUUGAGUUAGAAAUGGCCUUCUUUGUAGGUCCUGGAAACAAGUAUGGGGAACCGAUUCCGAUCAGCAGAGCCCAGGAGCACAUCUUUGGGAUGGUCCUUAUGAAUGACUGGAGCGCCCGUGACAUCCAGAAAUGGGAAUACGUUCCUCUGGGUCCCUUCCUGAGCAAGAGCUUUGGCACAACCAUCUCUCCUUGGGUGGUCACCAUGGAAGCUCUCAUGCCAUUCGUGUUACCAAACCCUGUCCAGGAUCCCAAGCCGCUGCCCUACCUUCAGGAUAAAGAACCCUACACUUUCGACAUCAAGCUCUUUGUUGCUAUUAAAGGAGAAGGGAUGAGUACGCCAACCACUAUAUGCAGAUCCAAUUUCAAGCACAUGUACUGGACCAUGAAACAGCAGCUGGCUCAUCAUUCCAUCAAUGGGUGCAACCUCAGACCUGGAGAUCUCCUGGCCUCCGGCACAAUCAGUGGACCCGAGCCAGAGAGCUUCGGCUCCAUGCUGGAGCUGUCCUGGAACGGAACAAAAGAAAUCGCUCUUGGCAGUGGACAGUCUCGUAAAUUCCUGCAGGAUGGAGACGAAAUCAUUUUGACAGGUUACUGCCAGGGCAACGGCUUCCGCGUGGGAUUCGGCCAGUGCUCAGGAAAAAUCCUUCCAGCCCUGUCGGAUCCAUGAUGACUGGAGUAAUGGAACAUCCGAGGAGGA
Tauraco erythrolophus (red-crested turaco) is the source of this 925-nucleotide messenger RNA. Lineage: Eukaryota; Metazoa; Chordata; Aves; Musophagiformes; Musophagidae. The record is from RefSeq and is a predicted model, not a curated record.